AUGGCAGGGAAGGGUCGUAAGAUUGGAAUUCCUGUGGACGGCAGCGAUAACUCCAAGAAGGCCAUCUACUGGUACUUGGACAAUGUGGCGGGCAAAAAUGACUAUGUGGUUUUCAUCCAUGUGCAGGAAAUUCUCGACCUUCCACUUUUUCAUAUCAAAUCUGGACUGAGCAUUCCCUCGGAUCAGUGGAUGAAAGCUAUUAAUGAAAGGAUCCAAUUAGAUGAAAAAAUAAGCACGGAGGUGGUAGGAAUGUGCCGAACAAAAAAAAUCCCCUGCGACUACGUUACAGUGUCGGAUAAACGUCCGGGCGAGGGAAUUAUCUCAAUAGUGAAUGACCUAGAGAUUCAGCUGAUCGUCAUGGGGUCUCGGGGCCUAAGCACCAUUCGACGCACUAUCCUUGGAAGUGUCUCCGAUUACGUUUUGCAUCACUCUCAAGUUCCUAUCUGCAUUGUUCCCCCCGAAUAUACGCCAGCGUCUCCCACUUGUCCCUAG
Molecule: messenger RNA, 492 nt
Organism: Echinococcus granulosus
Lineage: Eukaryota; Metazoa; Platyhelminthes; Cestoda; Cyclophyllidea; Taeniidae
Exons: 2
Coding region: 1-492 (163 amino acids)
Source: RefSeq, a predicted model, not a curated record